Aedes albopictus (Asian tiger mosquito) is the source of this 489-nucleotide messenger RNA. RefSeq lists its product as uncharacterized. Lineage: Eukaryota; Metazoa; Arthropoda; Insecta; Diptera; Culicidae. Bases 1 to 489 code for a protein of 162 amino acids. The record is from RefSeq and is a predicted model, not a curated record. The transcript has a single exon.
AUGUUCAACGGCGAUGUGGCCUCCUCUCCGCAAGAUAUAUGUAAUCUCUUUGCCGAUAAAUUUGCUAGUGUCUUCACCGAUGAGCAACUGGAUGAUAACAACGUCACACUCGCCGCUAGCACAGUUCCACACUUUGGGCAAUCACUGAGCAGUGUAGACAUCGAUGAAAACAUGAUUGCCAGGGCUUCCGUUAAGCUCAAGACGUCGCACAACCCGGGACCCGAUGGAAUUCCAUCGGUAUUUGUCAAGGCGCAGAUCAUCAACCUAUUGCCACCACUGCUUCACGUAUUCCGACUAUCCGUAACUACUGGCCUGUUUCCGUCCACAUGGAAGCUUGCGCACAUGUUCCCAGUACAUAAAAAAGGGAACAGGCAAGAGAUUGGCAACUAUCGCGGUAUUACUUCGCUCUGCGCCAUCGCCAAGUUGUUCGAGAUCGUCAUCAUGGACCCGUUGCUCGAUCACAGCAAAUCGUUUAUUAGCACGAUUUAG